Molecule: messenger RNA, 2392 nt
Organism: Octopus bimaculoides (California two-spot octopus)
Lineage: Eukaryota; Metazoa; Mollusca; Cephalopoda; Octopoda; Octopodidae
Product: protein disulfide-isomerase A5
Biological process (GO): protein folding
Cellular component (GO): endoplasmic reticulum
Molecular function (GO): protein disulfide isomerase activity
Source: RefSeq, a predicted model, not a curated record
CGCCUGCGCAUUAACGUGGCCAAGCUGUUUGAAUAGUGACGCUUCAUUCAACAAUAAGCUCAUUCAACAAAACGCUAGAUACACUACUACUGUGCACUGGCGCAACGUUACUACUUGGGGGCCCUCUCCAUAUUUUCUCCUGUAAUGUUUACAUAGGCAUCUCAUUAAAACAUUGGAGUUGCAGCAACCGGACAUCUAGGAGUUUUUUCCCUCCCGAUUUGAAUAUAUCAUCAUGGCAAAUACUUUGGCAAACACGCGUUUAGCACUACUCAUCUUCGUUGUCUUUGUGACGACCUGUCUGGCAGUGACAGCAUCUAAGAAAAGUCAAAAUUUAAUUUCACAUGUUGAAGAUUUGAAAGACUUUAAAAAGUUAUUGAGGACAAAAACUAAUUUACUUGUGAUAUUAACUAAAACAGAAAAAUCUUUGUCUUCCAUUUUACCUGUGAUACAGACAACUGCUGAAGAAAUGAAAGGCAAAGCCACAUUAAUUACCAUUGACUGCAGUGUCGCAAAGAAACUUUGCAGAAAACUGAAAAUGUCAUCAAACAGCUUUGAUAUUAAACAUUAUCAUGAUGGAGAAUUUAAUCGAAACUAUGACCGCAAAUUAACUGUAAAAUCAAUGAUAAAGUUUCUUCAAGAUCCUAAAGGAGAUAUUCCAUGGGAUGAAGACCCAGAAGCUGAAAACAUCGUCCACGUAGAGAGUGAACAGAAACUUAACAAAAUGUUGAAGAAACAAAGGCUGCCAAUGCUGCUUAUGUUCUACGCACCUUGGUGUGGUUUCUGUAAAAGAUUAAAACCAGAGUUUUCUGCUGCUGCUACAGAAUUGAAAGGAAAAGCAAUUUUAGCUGGUCUUGAUGCAGACAACCCUCAGUUUUUCCAGUUAAGAUUGCAGUACAACAUCACUGGCUUCCCAACUAUCUUUUACUUUGAAAAUGGAAAAUCAUUAUUUCAGUAUGGCGGGGAAAAUACAAGAAGUGGAAUCGUUAAAUGGAUGUCAAACCCUACACCACCAAAGGAAGCAGAAAAAGACGCAUCUUUGUUUGAUGAUGAGUCAAAUGUUGAACAUUUGUCAAAGAUCAACUUUGACAGCUUUCUAGCGGAACACUCGUCAGUCCUUGUGAUGUUUUAUGCUCCAUGGUGUGGUCAUUGUAAGAAAAUGAAACCUGAAUAUAUUGAAGCGGCUGCAACAUUAAAAGAAGAAAAUAUUGAAGGAGCUUUAGCUGCUAUUGAUUCCACCCAAGAAAGCCAAAUCAGUGAACGGUUUAAAAUUAAAGGAUUUCCCACUGUAAAAUACUUUCGCAAUGGAGAAUAUAUGUGGGACUUCAAUGAAAGAAAAGCUUCUGACAUUGUUUCCUUUAUGAAAGAUCCCAAAGAACCACCACCUCCACCUCCACCAGAACCCAGGUGGGCAGAUACUGAGAGUGAUGUUCAUCAUUUGACUGCAGAAAACUUCAAAACUUUUCUGAAGAAGAAGAAACAUAGCUUAGUAAUGUUUUAUGCUCCAUGGUGUGGACACUGUAAGAAAGCUAAACCAGAAUUCACAGAAGCUGCUUUACAAUUGAAAGAUGAACCUAAGCUUGCUAUAUGUGCUGUGGACUGCACAGAACAUACUUCUUUGUGUACAGCUCAUGAUGUGAAAGGUUAUCCUACCCUGAAGUACUUCAAUUAUGGCAAGAACCCACAAGACUACAUGGGUGGCAGAACAACAACAGAUUUUGUAAAUUUCUUGAAAUCUCCAAAUGCUCCUCCUACACCAGAGCCAGUUCCUAAGAUGUCACCACAAGAAGAAUUUUGGCUAAAAGAAGUUGGGCCUUCUUUCAAAGAUGUCAUUUUGUUAUCUUCUACUUCAUUUGAUCACUUUAUCAGUGAGAAUCCUUCAGCCCUAGUAUUUUUCUAUUCACGCAAACGACCUGACACAGAACUUAUGAAAGAGUUUUCCAUGACAGCAACUUUCCUUAAGGCUGGAGAGAGCACUGACGUUUUUGCUGCAGUGGACAGAUCUGCAGACAAAGGUUUGGCAGACAAAUUUGUUGGGUCAAGAUCUCAUGUCUUGAAAUAUUUCAAAAAUGGAGAAGCAAUGUCAGAAUGUAUGGGUAAAACUGUUAAAGAACUGUCAGAAUUUAUGAUGAACCCAUUGGCAGAUAAUUGGCACUCAUCAUCAUCCAGUAACACUUAUAACCCAAAUGCAGCUAACUUUCAGAAAACAUUAUCUAAAAACACACAUGUCUUUGUGGCGUUCCAUGUCAGUAAAUGCUCCAACUGUGAACGGAUUAAAAAUGAAUUUCUCACAACUGCAGAUGAAAUGGUGAAACAUAAAAGUUUCGCUUUUGCGGCUGUUAAUUGUGAUUUUAAUUCAGGUAAGUUUAUUAUUUUCUAAAUAUAUCCCACAGGU